CUCGGUCUCGGGCGAAGCUGGGAAGCGCAUGACCGCCAAGACGAGGCUGCUGCGCUACGACACGUUUGCGUUGGCAGCAUUGCGGCGCAAAGUGCACAGCUAUUUCAUGCGCAAUGAACUGCCUACUGCCGAGAAGCUACGCAACGACGUGAUCAGCGACACUGACAUGGACAUGCCGACGAUCAGCACUCGCACGAUGCAACGAAUGCUGAACGACUUGGGGUUCCUCUUCCGAAAGAGAAAAAGGAAUUCCGCAUUGCUCGAACGAGACGACAUCGUUGCUUGGCGUCGAAAGUACCUCCGUACAAUCCGAGAAAUGCGGAGGCAGCAGCGGACCAUAUACUACCUUGAUGAGACCUGGGUAAACGCUGGCCACACUAAGGAGACCGUAUGGACAGACACCAAAGUGAUGUCCCGGCAAGACGCAUUUCGUCAAGGCCUCUCAACAGGUCUCCGUGCACCGAGCGGUAAAGGAGGACGCCUAAUUGUUUUGCAUGCUGGCAGUGCGGAAGGCUUUGUUGAUGGAGCCGCCCUAGUUUUUCGUGCCAAGAAGGGCGCUGGUGAUUACCACGCAGAAAUGGAUGCUGCGCGUUUUCCAAAAUGGUUUGUUGAACAGUUGCUACCAAACAUCAAGCCACGCAGUGUGAUUGUGAUGGAUAAUGCGUCCUAUCACAGUGCUCAAGUUGAAAAGGUGCCAAGUUCAUCAUCAAGAAAAGCCGACAUCCAGUGCUGGUUGAAAUCGAAAAGUAUCCCUUUUUCGGAUGACUAUCUGAAGAGCGAACUGCUGCAGCUCGUUAAGCAGAAUAAGCACAUGUUCCUUGCUUACCAGAUUGACACACUUGCCAGCGCUGCCGGUCAUGAGAUUGUGCGCUUGCCUCCUUACCACUGUGAGCUCAAUCCAAUAGAGCUCGUGUGGAGCCAGGUCAAAGGCUAUGUUGCUUCAAAGAACACUGACUUCAAGAUCGAUUCAGUCGAGCAGCUGUUGCUGGAAGGAAUUGCAGGUGUGACCCCGCAGAACUGGUUCCGAGACUGCAAUCACGUGAUAAAGCUUGAGGAUGAGACAUGGGAGCGGGAUGGCAUUAUAGACAGCCAAACAGAAAGUCUUAUAAUUUCUUUGGGCACAGAUUCGAGUACUUCUGAUGAGUCAAGCAGCUCUGACAUGAGCGGAAUCGAUGAACUGCCAUGAGCAUCUCCAUGUGUGCUUUUUCAAAGCUUCAGCCAAAAGGUUGCACGCGUGCCUAACCAGAAACUGUGAUAUUGCUUGUGAGGUCCAUUUGUCACUGCUAUUUAGUUACUUUUUAUUUCUUAUUGACUUCAUUUUAAUUUAAUCUGCUGAUCUCUCUAUGUUUCGUUGCACUUCGUGUAUGUUCUGGUUACAUUGCCGUGGUGUGAUGAUAAUUGUUGGGAUAUUGUGUGCCAAAACAACGAUGUGGUUAUGCGACAUGCCGUGCUAGAGGGUUGCACAAGUUUUGACCAUCCGGUGUUGUUUAACAUGCACCGAAACAUAAGUACACGGACGUCUGGCAUUUCUGAUCCAUCGAAAUGCGACAGGCUCAAACCUGUGCGUUUUGUGUCAGCGGCCGUGUGCUGUGCACUGUACUGUCACAGCGGCUCUGAUGUGAUCAUGUAUCACAGCCAUGAACUUUUACAUUAUACGCUGCAUCAGCGAAAACCACAUUUCUUAGUUGAGGAUUGAAGUGUUCAAAAUUGUGUUCAUUUUUCUGUGUGAUGUCAUGCCAGUAGUGCUUGAUGCCUUGUUUCAUUGCUGUCUCAAUGGGACCUGAUAGUGUGAUACUGC
Messenger RNA from Rhipicephalus sanguineus (brown dog tick), 1798 nucleotides. RefSeq lists its product as uncharacterized. NCBI's taxonomy places the organism in Eukaryota, Metazoa, Arthropoda, Arachnida, Ixodida, Ixodidae. The coding region runs from base 29 to 1186 and encodes 385 amino acids. Gene Ontology annotation, molecular function: nucleic acid binding. The record is from RefSeq and is a predicted model, not a curated record. The transcript has 2 exons.